This is a messenger RNA of Aspergillus pseudonomiae, 1061 nucleotides long. RefSeq lists its product as uncharacterized. Bases 200 to 757 code for a protein of 185 amino acids. Lineage: Eukaryota; Fungi; Ascomycota; Eurotiomycetes; Eurotiales; Aspergillaceae. The record is from RefSeq and is a predicted model, not a curated record. The transcript has a single exon.
GACCCCGACGCAUGUAACCCCAUAUACAGAAGGAUGCCGUACGGUAGCCAGGUGCAUGCACCAAUCCCCGAGCGGCAUAUAAGGCCAUGAGGGUACCACGGCGCCGAGGAGGACGGAUUGCAGUUCCGUGAGCGAUCUUUGCCUAUCAUCCGUCUCCACACACGCAAAUUGAGUUAAACACUGCUCUCCACCUAACAAGAUGACCACUGGCGCCCGCCCCAAGGAGGAAUAUGUGGCAGAGCCCCAGCUUCUUCCGGCAUGGGUGAACCCGGACCUGGAUCGUCUCAUGGUCGUGCACAAGGAAAGGGACGGCAGCUACUUCCGGUCGUGGGCCGAGUCCAAGGUCGACUUGCCCGCUGGAGCCGUCUUUGCCCGCAUCAACGGUAUAACACCUACUUCCCAGCAGGACUACGCCACGGUGCAGAGUGGGCCCAACACGCACUUUGUCUGGAACUCCGAUCUCUACUACUGUAAUCAUUCCUGUGCGCCCUCGCUCGAAUGCGACACGUCGACAUGGGAAAUGAGGGUGAGUCGCGACAGGCCGCUCAAGAAGGGCGACGUAUUAUCGGUGUUUUACCCGAGCACGGAGUGGACUAUGGACCGCGAGUUCGAGUGCUGGUGUGGUGCUGGGGAGGGCAAGUGCUGUGGGAUUAUCAAAGGGGCUAGAGAUAUGAAUGACCGCUGUUUGCAGCGAUUCUGGCUCAACGAUCAUAUCCAUGCGCUGCGUAAACGGAGGGCAAAUAUUCCGCAUUUAUAAAAGAUUACUGGUAGUAAGAUAUAUCAGGUUCGUGUCUCUUGUCUCCCUGCAGCCUGAUCAUAGAUGUAACUGAUCAGUGGAAGCAAUAGAGUUCCAUCUUAACUUUUUUUUAGUUCUCAACUAAUCCGGGGAAAAGUGGAUGGAAAAGGGGGUCUACGGGUAAGCCCUAAGCGGGUCGCAGUGUUAAGAAGGCGGUCAAAAUAAUCGGCAAAAUACAACCAAUGAACUAUAUAUACAGUGUAAAAGUUUGAUUCAAAGCUCACCAAGUGGUCAUAUCAGAAACUGAAUGUAGGUUGUGCUGGUU